AUGGCGGACGUCGACAAGCGCCAGGUCAACAUCCCCACGGGCGAGAAAGAGAUCACCAUGGUGCCGUUGAACGACGAGGGCUAUGACGAAAUGGCGAGUCCUCCUGCGGUUCGCCUCCGCACAGGCACCAUCGGAAGUGAAGACUUCAACGACAAAGGCGCCAACCUGCACAUCGACAUGGACAACGACCAGAAGAAGUCGAUCAAGGCGCAAAUGUUUUCUUCCGAGUUCCGCUUCAACGCUGAGCUUUCGCUUCGAGUGGCGUGUGGUGUGGUGAUCGCUUCGUUCAUUCAGAUCCGCGACCCAAACUACGACCCGGCCAUUGAGCACGACAAGAAGUGGUUCUUCUUCCCGGAUUGGUACUACCUGGGCGGUCUGAGCUACUGCGCUGUGGCUGUCAUCUUUUCGGCCGGUAAGAACGUCGGUGCGACGCUGACUCAAGUCUGCCAGGCGUUCUACGGCGUGGGCAUGGCGUUGGUGUACAACCUGCUGCUCUUCUCGUUCGUGAACGUGCACACGUUCAGUGACUCGUACGACGGCUACGUCCUGAUCUCGAAGAAGAUGUCCUUUGGCUCGAGCGACUACUACGUCAACUCGCACAACUUCUACGCUGUUCUGCCGUGGAUGGUCAUCUUCACGGUCGUCAUCCUCCUCAUGCCGCUGGAAACCAACACCAAGAAGUUCGCACUGGCCAACAACCUCUACUUCACGCUGACGAUCAUUAACCCGACGGAUCCUCUGGACUCCUCCAAGCUGAAGGCUUCGAAUGACAACUACUUCGAGACGAGCAACAUUCUCAACAAUCUGGCGAUGUACUUCAUGGUGGGAUUCGUGGGAACUCUCAUUUCGCUCAUCAUCAUGUUCAUCCCCUACCCGAUUUUUGCCAUUGCGAAGCUCCUCGACGAGACGAAGAACGCCUCGGGUGACGUCUUGGAUCUGCUCAACGUCAUUGUGGACUCGUACUGCUUCAAGAACAAGAACGUGGAUCACAUGAACUUCCUGAAACUCAAGCUUCAACGCAAGUUCGACGCCGCAGCGGCCCGCCACCGUCGCAUGGUCAAGCUCCUGGAGGACGUGUGGUGGGAGCAGCUCUUCGGCUUCCACCUCUUUUUCAAGUUCAACCGCUCCGUCGCCAAAAACUACGUGCGUCUCAUUGGCUCGCUCAUUGCAGACUUGCGGUCGCUCAACAAUGCCAUGCAACUCGAGCAGUACGACCAGCUGCACUUCAUGUACAUGAAGGUGCUGCAGCGCGAGAUCUACGUCAUCCAGAUGCGGUCGGGCGACCUACUGAACGAGAUCUCGGGCGAGAUCCACGCUUCCUCCGAGCAGCUCGAUCUCCGGUCGAUCAAAACUCUGCAACGUCAGAUGGAGCACACGUUGGUGCACUACCGAGAGGCGCAGAUCCGUCUCCUGCAGUCGAGCAAAGUCAAGAUCAAGGACGUGGAGGGCAACGUGUCGUUGAAUCUGUUCCUCUUCUCGCUCAACUCCUUCUGCAGUACUCUCAUUGAGUUCCAAGACAAACACAACGAGAAGGAUUUCCACGGAGGUCGACGCGCGCGCUCGUUCGUGUCCGCCUCGAUCAAGAACUUCUUCAUGAUCAACCGGUACACUCGCGCGCGCAUCCUGGAGUCUGCGCGUAUGGCCGUGGCCAUCGUCAUCGGUAUUUUCAUGGCUGUGUACCUCUACGGCUUCAGCUCCACGACCCCCGCCGCCGUGUCGUACGUCAUGGGGAAUCACAUCGGAGGCUCCUUCUCCGUGACGUUGAACCGAGUGGGCGGCGUCGUGGCUGGCAGCGUGGUGCCGUCCGUGUUCCAGUUCUUCAUCUCGCAGAUCUGCAACCCUCAGGCCCUGAACGUCUUCCUGUCCGACUUGGUGCUCUUCGUGUGGGUGACGCUCUCCAUGUACGUCAAGUUCGUCGAGGGCUACAGCUCGUACGCCGGUCUGGUGUCGGCCUUCAUCGCCGCUGGCGUCCUGCUCCGUCAGACCGACGUGUGCUACACCGACAGCUCGGACGGCUCGUCCGCCAUCGCCAUCAGCUCGUACUCGAGUCUCGCACAGACUUCCGUGGGUCUCGUGCUCAUCAUCGUGCUGGAAAUGGCCAUGUGCCCCGAGAGCGCCUCGAGUCUGCUGCGUAAGAACAUCCAGCAGACUCUGAAGCUACAGCAGAAGGCCUUUGAGAUUCUGUUCGGCCACCACCUCUCGAGCUCCGGCGAGAUGAGUGACGAGACGAUGGAGGAGGUUCGAGACAUCCUCCAGGUGCAGAUCCCCGCGCAGCUAGUGGAGCAGCAGGCGCUGCUGAAAGAGGCCGAGACGGAGCCGCAGAUGUGGCGCCCGGCGUUCUCCAAGCAGAAGUACGAGGCGGUCUUUGAGAGUACGAACAGGUUGCUGAAUAACAACAACUUGCUGUUUAAGCUCGUGCGCUGGUACAACUACCGGACGAAGCAGAACUUGGCGCAGACCAACACUGUGGACAUCCGCGACAACGAGACGGAGAGCGCGCGUGUGUUCGACACGAACGGCGGCAAGACGACGCACACCAAGUGGCAGGAGGCCAGCAACCAGUUCCUGUCGGCAGUGGACGACACGUUCAACACGCUGCAGAUGCUGUUCGGCGAGUCGUUCCUGUACUCGGACCCGGACCAGACGGCCAUCUUCAUGCAGAUGAAGGAGGCGUUCCGAGUCGCGGACAAGGACUGCAGCGGUGAGAUCGACGCGGACGAGGUGGCGGUCAUGCUGGAGACCAUCUUCGCUCAGUCGGGUGCUGUAAAGCAGGAGGAGAUCACCAAGUACGUCGCGGACUUCAUGGAGGUCGUGGACAAGGACUGCAGCGGCAAAGUGUCGUUCGAGGAGUUCAUGGCGGCGCUGGAGGACGGACUGAAGCUCGAGGUGGAGGUCUAUCACCGCCGCAAGCCCAAGGCUACGACCACACUGAAGCAGGCGCUGUCCAGCAUCAACGAGGACGGUCACGGUGCUUCUCACGCUGGUUCUCGAGCAUCCAGGGUCAGCUGCAGCGUCACGUCCUCGAACGGCACGGGAAUGAACAAGAUCACCGCCAGCAUGUUCGACUCGAACACCCCCAGGAAGGAGGGACGGAUCCUCAGUGCCGUGUCUUCAGCGCAGAACACGCCGAAGAAGUCGGGCUUCAAUAUGAGGCGAGCCUCGACCAUGAUGACGUCGCCCAUUCGACGCAACCACGACGUCUUGAACGUCGAGGACUUCAGUACGAGCGACAUCGCGGCUCAGAUGAAGUCUGCGUACGUCGAGUGGCUCAUGGAGGGCCAGCGCUUCAAGCGCGUGACCAUGGAGGAGCUGCUGUUGCUUAACUGCCUGGUCAGUGGCGCUGAGGGCAUUGCGAGGAAUCUCACGCUCAUGGAGGAGAUCGUGGUCUCUUCGUAGGGCGAUUCAGAGGCGUGGGGUGCGUAAAACGAAAGACAAAUACAGUACUAACGUUAUAUCUC
This is a messenger RNA of Phytophthora sojae, 3458 nucleotides long. RefSeq lists its product as hypothetical. Bases 1 to 3396 code for a protein of 1131 amino acids. Lineage: Eukaryota; Oomycota; Peronosporomycetes; Peronosporales; Peronosporaceae. The transcript has 6 exons. Gene Ontology annotation, molecular function: calcium ion binding. The record is from RefSeq and is a predicted model, not a curated record.